AUGGGAUAUGACAAUUAUGUUGUUAAAGAAGGCGAUUCUUGGGCGACUAUAGCAUUUCAGUUCGGAAUGUCACUUUACAAUCUACUUACUCCCCCCCCUCCGUGAGCGAGCAAUAAAAUUUUGUUCGGAGGGAGGUUAAUUUUUUUUUCAAAAAAAUUUAUAUAUACAUUUUAUCGUAAAAUUAUUUCGAAUUUAAAAAAAUCCCAAUUCGAAAAAAUUGAAGAGCAAAUAUUUAUUUAAUUUGUAAAUUUUUUUUUAAAAUGCUAGCUAAACAGAUUUAGAUAAAGAUUUCAUUAACUUAUAUAUCAAAAUUGUUUUUUCAUAAAAAAUUUUUUAUCUAGCUAACGGAGGGUUUAUUUUUGGGCAAAAAAAGUGAUUUUUCCAAUGGUUUGAUUGCUCUUGAAGAGAGGAGUUAGGAUUAACCAACUAACUGAGGAUUCUUUAGUUUUACCAGGAAUGGUCUUAAAAGUCAAAGAAGGACAGAAAAAACCCGCUGAAGAGGAAAAGAAAAUAGAGUCCCCAGCAACUCCACUGCAGGCUGAGGCUCAGAAAAAGGUUCAUAAACAAGAGGUUUAUUAUUGUACUCGUGAUGGUGAUGUUUUAGGAAUUCUCAGCGUAACAGAUGAACUUAUUAUGUUUGAUCCAUUUAUCAUCAAUAAAAAUUACUGCGAAAUUAUCUCUCCCCGCGGCAAAGAGAGAGCUAUUGCGUUGCAAUUCCAAGCUUGCAUGGAUAUGAGAGAUAUUAUAAAGUGCAGAAUUUAUGAAUUGCCUUCAAUAAAUAGUGUAUCAGUAGAAGAUAGUAAAGGGAGGGUAUUUUUUACCCAAUUCUUGCUCAGUAGGACUGGAAGAGAAAAAAGAGGACCAAGAAUAAACCUCCCUAAGGCGAAUGUUUAUUUUAGAGUAGUUUCUAUAUAGAUUGCUGAUUUAGUAAACUCAACAAGACUCACUUAUUUAGAGCAAAAAUCCACUGCAGAGCAGCUUUUAGCACUUAUAGAAGAAAAAAUAAAGUCCUUAGCAGUCAGCGAUGAGUUAGCAUCUUCUACUUAUGUGCCAUAUUUCGACGUAAAUAAGUCAUUUAAAAGAAUCGUGGAAGAGCACAUAAGUUCUUCGCCUCAAGAAGUCAAUAUAAACCCAGCUGACGACUAUGAAGAACUUAAAGCAGAAAUUGUAGAAAUCAACGAAGAAAUCAGUAAAAGCGCACAGCAGCAGAAUUUAGAUGAGCCAGAGUUUAUUCCGACUCUGUCAAGACAAUCAUUGAUUCUGUCUCAAAGAAUGAUAAACCAAAUAACAAUUUAUUUGCCUACAAUUCUUCAGAUGAGAAAUUGGGAAUUACUAUAUUCACCUAUAGUCCACGGGUCAAGCUUAUCUGUUUUCUAUCGACAAGUAGAAGCAACUGGCCCAAGUGUGAUGGUAAUCCAAGACCAAAACCACCAUGUUUUCGGAGGAUUUGUGUCCGAUACCUGGCAAAUGCACCAUACAUAUUACGGCACAGGUGACUGCUUUUUAUUUACUUUCCGUAACUCAGACCAAAUCACUUGUUAUUUUCCAACACUUAUCAAUGAUUAUUACAUGCACUCAGAUUUGGAUGCCCUUACAAUGGGCUCAGGGUAAUUUUUAUGUAGUGGAAAAGCUGGCCUUUACGUUGACAGAGAAUUAAUGUCAGGAUCUAGUGGGCACUCAGAAACCUACAAUAAUAGUGUCCUAAGCUCAACUGAAGACUUUGAAAUUUUAAAGCUUGAAGUAUGGGGAUUAGUCUAG
Molecule: messenger RNA, 1758 nt
Organism: Blepharisma stoltei
Lineage: Eukaryota; Ciliophora; Heterotrichea; Heterotrichida; Blepharismidae
Source: the annotation of a GenBank genome assembly